UUCUGAUAAAAAAUGAAAUAAAUGCAUACUUAUUGUCAAUAUUUCAUCAAUUUUGAGUGAUGCGCAAGUUGUCAUCUUGAUUCCACCAUGAAUACUGUCAAGCUGAAUACAGGAGCACUGAUGCCAAUCAUUGGAUUGGGGACAUUCCAAAUCAAAGGAAGUGAGCUUAUUCAUAAAAUCUUGGAUGUGGCUUUGAGAGCCGGUUACAGAUCAAUUGACACAGCAGGUGGCUACAGAAAUGAAGAAGACAUUGGGAAGAGCUUGAAGGAAAUGCUUCCCAAGUAUAACUUAAAACGGUCCGAUGUCUUUAUAACAAGCAAACUUCCUCCGAAAUUCCAAGGUAAAUCCAAGAGCCGUGAAUCGUGCCUUCAGUCACUCAAGGACCUCCAAUGUGACUAUCUUGAUUUGUAUCUUAUCCACUGGCCAGGCACCCAAGGAAUGAAGACAGAUGAUCCAAGAAACGUGGAGUUGAGGAAGGAAAGUUGGCUGGAGUUGGAGCAGUUGUGUAAAGAAGGAAAACUAAAGGCCAUUGGGGUGUCAAAUUAUAUGAUACCACAUCUAGAAGAACUGUUGAAAUUCUGUUCAAUAAAGCCAGCCCUUCUUCAGAUUGAACACCAUCCUUACUUGAAUCAGAAAGAUAUUGUAAGCUUUUGUAAAGAACAUGACAUAGCCUACCAGGCUUAUUCUUCAUUGGGAUCUCACUCGGACCAGAACAAGUUGAAGGACGACCCUGUUAUACUAGAACUGGCCAAAAGACACCAGAAAACCCCAGCUCAGAUUCUAUUGAGGUGGGCCGUACAACAAGAUAUAGGUGUCCUUCCUCGGUCAACAAAUACAGUUCACGUGGAGGAGAAUUUCAACAUAUUCGACUUCGAUUUGCCAGAGGAGGAUAUCACCAAAAUCAACUCGUUAGAUCAACAGUUACAUUACUGUUGGGAUCCAAGGACUAUUGUAUGAACAUUUGGAUUGUAUUCAGGAUCCAUGGACGAUUGUAUGAACAUUUGGAUUGUAUUCGGGAUCCAUGGACUAUUGUAUGGACAUUUGGAUUGUAUUCGGGAUCCAUGGAUUAUUGUAUGAACAUUUGGAUUGUAUUCGGGAUCCAUGGACUAUUGUAUGAACAUUUGGACUGUAUUCGGGAUCCAUGGACUAUUGUAUGAACAUUUGCAUUGUAUUCGGGAUCCAUGGACUAUUGUAUGAAGAGACAAUGACCAAACAUUAGGAUACAUAGGUGGAAGUUGAACCAAAAUGUAGCUUAUAACCUAAGCUAAUGAACAUGUGGGUUACUCUAUGCGCCCCACUUUUGACUUCAGUACCCAAGUUGGUGUAAUAGUUUAAAUAUCUACAUGUACU
This is a messenger RNA of Lineus longissimus, 1350 nucleotides long. Its product is annotated as glyoxal reductase-like. The record is from RefSeq and is a predicted model, not a curated record. Lineage: Eukaryota; Metazoa; Nemertea; Pilidiophora; Heteronemertea; Lineidae. The coding region runs from base 88 to 957 and encodes 289 amino acids. The transcript is spliced from 7 exons. Gene Ontology annotation, molecular function: oxidoreductase activity.